CUCAAAUAUUUUAAAAAUAUAUUGUUCUUUUAAUAAAUAAUCAUCCUUGCUGUAUAUACAACAUUCUAUUCCAGUGCCAAUUCCUAGAUCGGUGCAAACAGCUCGAGGGUGAGUCUGUGCUAUUGCUCCUGCGAAAAAACUUAAUUUUCCUAAUCACUUGAGUAAAAUGAAGUUUAUUUAUAUGAUUUUGGGAAGAUAAGAAUGCGCAGAACAAUGCCGUGAUAAAAACAUUUGCAAAUGAAACCCGGAGAAAUUGUAUUUUUAAGGAAAACCCGAAAGUUGUCUGAAUCUGACCGAAGUUUGAAAGAGAGUUGGGGGAAUCAGGGAAGUUUCAGAAUGCCAGUUUUGAUGCUAGGUGUAGAAAGUAAGGCAACUAUGAAGCCUAAACCCUCUCGGAUCAGUUUCCCACAAGUUCCCAGUUAUUUCGUUCCUAGAUUUUUAAUAUUUUUAUUCUUUUUUAAGUGGCAACAAACACAGUCACAAGGCAGAGCCGAGGAGUCCUUUUCCAGCCGCGCAGUGCUUGGAGCAGGGAACCAAUCAUCACUCAGCGUCUCUCUAUAUAAACCCAGAGCCUUCCGCGCAGGGGACAAGCCAUUCUCACAGUUUGAGCUUACUUUUGGCUCUUCUUACGAGGCAGAAAGAUGUCGGAGACUGCUCCUGUUGCUCCUGCAGCCCCCGCACCUGCGGAGAAGACACCUGCGAAGAAGAAGGCGAAGAAAGCUGGCGCUGCCGCUGGAAAGCGCAAGGCUACCGGACCUCCGGUGUCCGAGCUCAUAACCAAGGCUGUGGCCGCCUCCAAAGAGCGCAACGGGGUGUCUCUGGCCGCGCUCAAGAAGGCGCUCGCGGCAGCGGGCUACGACGUGGAGAAGAACAACAGCCGCAUCAAGCUGGGUCUGAAGAGCCUGGUGAGCAAAGGCACCCUGGUGCAGACCAAGGGCACCGGCGCCUCCGGCUCCUUCAAGCUCAACAAAAAGGCGGCUUCCGGGGAGGCCAAGCCCAAGGCCAAGAAGGCGGGUGCGGCUAAGCCUAAGAAGCCUGCCGGCGCAGCCAAGAAGCCGAAGAAGGCGACUGGCUCCGCCACUCCGAAAAAGAGCGCCAAGAAGACCCCUAAGAAGGCGAAGAAGCCAGCAGCGGCUGCUGGGGCCAAGAAAGUUGCCAAGAGCCCGAAAAAGGUGAAGGCAGCCAAGCCAAAGAAGCCUGCCAAGAGUCCUGCAAAGGCGAAAGCCCCUAAGCCUAAGGCUGCGAAGCCGAAAGCUGCCAAACCCAAGGCUACGAAGGCCAAGAAGACCGCCCCGAAGAAGAAAUAAGAUUGUGGUAGGACGUCCUGCUGUGAAAAUCUCAACGGCUCUUUUCAGAGCCACCCACACAUUCAACUCAAAAGAGCUGAGCUUUGGGUGACAAUUUAAAGCCGAGUUAU
Molecule: messenger RNA, 1417 nt
Organism: Dipodomys spectabilis (banner-tailed kangaroo rat)
Lineage: Eukaryota; Metazoa; Chordata; Mammalia; Rodentia; Heteromyidae
Product: histone H1.3
Exons: 1
Coding region: 642-1307 (221 amino acids)
Biological process (GO): nucleosome assembly
Cellular component (GO): nucleosome
Molecular function (GO): structural constituent of chromatin; DNA binding
Source: RefSeq, a predicted model, not a curated record